AGUAUAUAUAUUUUAACUUCGUUCGAUGAUGAAAUAUCGUGUAGCUAUUUAGUCAGGUGCAAUAAUACUUACAGAAGCCCACUUCCGUUUUUUAUUCAAAAAAAAAAAGAAGGGACAUGGAAAUCUAAGAAAGAAAGAACCAAAGAAACCAGACUGAAGAAGUAAGAAUAAAAAGUAAUCUUAGAGCGAAUUUCGUGUGAUUUUAAGACAUAAAGAAGUGUUGUAAAUCAUCGAAUGAAGGAGCAAAGGAAGCUGAGAGUUUAAAUUUCAGACGAAUGGAGAGAUAACUCAACCUUUUAUUUUUCUCAUCAAAGCCAUGAAG
Messenger RNA from Clunio marinus, 322 nucleotides. NCBI's taxonomy places the organism in Eukaryota, Metazoa, Arthropoda, Insecta, Diptera, Chironomidae. The record is from the annotation of a GenBank genome assembly.